Messenger RNA from Pyrus x bretschneideri (Chinese white pear), 742 nucleotides. RefSeq lists its product as uncharacterized. The coding region runs from base 70 to 450 and encodes 126 amino acids. The record is from RefSeq and is a predicted model, not a curated record. Gene Ontology annotation, cellular component: chloroplast envelope. The transcript has 4 exons. NCBI's taxonomy places the organism in Eukaryota, Viridiplantae, Streptophyta, Magnoliopsida, Rosales, Rosaceae.
GCUCACCUCUCUCUCUCUCUCUCUCCCUCCCUCUCUCCUUCUCUCCCCGUCUAGGUACGAAAGAAGGGCAUGUCGCGCAAAGGAGGAAGUGGUUCUUCACUGCCAAGGGACGUGCCUUGGAGGACCUCAAACGUCAAACCCAUCCCCAAAAUUCACCAUUCCCCUCUUCUCCGCAUAACCCCCAACCCUACUUCCAAUUACGCCCUCUCCGUCAUGAAGCACCCGAAUCCAGUGGGAAGUGGGUUGGCCAUGGAAGCUAUAGUGGAAUCCGCCGGACCGGAUUGCAUUGUCCCAGGACUAGUAGCACCCGUCAAAUUACUUGGUCUCAAGGUAUGGCCUAUUGAAGUUAACCUGAAAUUUUUGGAACCAGUAGGGCGAGAGCUGAAGCAGCUUGGAAAGUUCAUGGAUGAUGCUGUCAAUCUCAUGAAUAAAUCAUUUAUAGAUCGCUAGUUCAUCGAUUUUGUGGUAUCAAGAGGAUAGGUAAUUGCAGUCAGCAGAAGCCUAACCAGGAAGAAUGACUUAUUAUGUGGUCUCCACUCUCCACUUGUGUUGUCUUUGCUUGUGCUGUGGUUUAGGCGUAUGUAGUUGUUAGUAUCUAUAGAUCAGAAGCGGGAGGUUUCUUAUUUUGUAUUGUGGCAUGAAGAGUUCUCUGUUACAUGUUAUUUCGGCCCCCCAUAUAUACAGUUUUCCUGUUCAAUGUGACAUUAAUAGUUGAAUUUAAAUAAUACGAGUCUUGGAGUAA